Messenger RNA from Rhodamnia argentea, 2714 nucleotides. Its product is annotated as probable methyltransferase PMT18. Bases 612 to 2513 code for a protein of 633 amino acids. Gene Ontology annotation, cellular component: trans-Golgi network; cytoplasm; endosome. The transcript has 6 exons. The record is from RefSeq and is a predicted model, not a curated record. Lineage: Eukaryota; Viridiplantae; Streptophyta; Magnoliopsida; Myrtales; Myrtaceae. Gene Ontology annotation, molecular function: methyltransferase activity.
UGCAGAGGAAAUUGAGGCUGGUCAGUCUCCUGUGAAUCCUCACUGCCCUCGGACCUUCAUCGUCUCUGUUCAUUAGACCAAAUCCCCUCUCUCUCUCUCUCUCCUUAAUUAGAGGAGAUGAAUAGUUAAUAAGCAAAAAGAGACAAGGCACUAAAUCCAAUCACAGCCCCUUCUGUGUCCAUUUCUCUCUCACCCCUGUGCUAAAAAUACAUUCUUGCCUUCUGGGUUUGCCACAUUUCUCUCACUUGUUUACUCACCAGUCACCACUCUCCCUCCCCCCUCCUGCAAUGACGGAAAGACAAACGGAAACAGAAAAGAAAAAAGAGAUCUUUUUAUGAGGUGAUGAUACUAUUAUAGCUUUUCUUUAUUCAGGCAAACAGAGGAACAUACUUUUUCUUCAUUUUCCCGUUGUUUUCUUUGCUUUCCCAAGCUCUCAUGGUUUCUGGGUUCCGCUAAAAGAUCCUCCCUUCCUUCCUUUCCCAUGAAGUAACAUGAGAAGUGAGACCCCGAGCACCAAAGCCUCCCAAUGCCCGUUUCGAUUUUGAAGGUUAAACGUUCCAGGAGUGUCUAUAGCUGAGAAUCUUUUCCAGAGAUCGUAAACAAUCGUACCAAUGGCCAAGGAAUACAGUGGAUCCCCGAAGCAUCAUCACAUCGAAUCUAAGAAGAGACGUCUCACCUAUAUAGUAUGCGUUAGCGGUCUCUGUGUGUUGUUCUACGUUUUGGGAGCAUGGCAGAGCACGCCUGUCCCAAACAAUCAGUCCGAAGCCUACACCAGAAUUAAAUGUGAUACUGACAACCCCAAUGCAGGCGGUGGCCAGUCCACCAAAUUCUCUUCAUCUUCAGAGUCGUUCUCGUUGGACUUCCAAAGCCACCAUCAGGUCGCCAUCAAUGACUCCGAUGCUGUGGAGACGAUUCCUGCAUGUGAUAUGUCCUACAGCGAAUACACUCCUUGCCAAGAUCCGCAGAGGGGGAGGAAGUUCGAUAGGAAAAUGCUGAAGUACCGAGAACGGCAUUGCCCCAAGAAAGACGAAUUGCUAAGGUGUCUGAUUCCUGCUCCACCAAAGUAUAAGACCCCCUUCAAAUGGCCUCAGAGCCGAGACUAUGCAUGGUACGACAAUAUACCUCACAGAGAGCUCAGCAUCGAGAAGGCUGUGCAGAAUUGGAUCCAAGUUGAGGGCGAUCGAUUCAGAUUCCCCGGAGGAGGAACCAUGUUUCCUCGUGGUGCCGAUGCGUAUAUAGAUGAUAUUAAUGAGCUGAUACCUCUUACGAGCGGAAAAAUUAGAACUGCAAUUGAUACGGGCUGCGGGGUUGCAAGUUGGGGUGCUUACCUGCUGAAGAGGGACAUCCUAACCAUGUCUUUUGCCCCAAGGGAUACUCAUGAGGCGCAGGUCCAGUUUGCUCUGGAGCGAGGAGUGCCGGCCAUGAUUGGGAUCAUGGCUUCCCAAAGAAUUCCUUACCCAGCCAGAGCAUUUGACAUGGCGCAUUGCUCCCGUUGCUUGAUUCCAUGGAAUAAUUUUGAUGGACUCUAUCUAAUUGAAGUGGACAGGGUGCUGAGGCCCGGUGGUUAUUGGAUUCUUUCUGGCCCCCCAAUCCGCUGGAAAAAGUACUGGAGAGGCUGGGAAAGAACCCAAGAAGACUUGAAGCAAGAGCAAGACUCAAUAGAGGACGUCGCCAAGCGCCUAUGCUGGAAGAAGGUGAUUGAAAAGGAUGAUCUUGCGAUCUGGCAAAAGCCUAUCAACCACAUCGAAUGCAUCAAGAGCCGGAGCGUUAUAAAAACACCUCACAUAUGCAAGGCAGACAACCCUGACAAUGCUUGGUACAGAGAAAUGGAAACUUGCAUAACCCCGUUGCCAGAAGUCAGCAGCUCGGACGAAGUAGCUGGUGGCGCAGCGGAGAAAUGGCCAGAGCGUGCCUUCGCCGUCCCCCCAAGAAUAAGCAGCGGCUCAAUACCAGGAAUCACUGCUGAGAAAUACAAGGAGGAUAAUGAAUUAUGGAAGGACCGGGUGUCGCACUACAAGCGGAUAAUUAGUCCUCUAACGCAGGGACGGUACCGCAAUGUGAUGGAUAUGAAUGCUAACCUCGGUGGAUUUGCAGCUGCGCUAGCUAAAUAUCCCGUGUGGGUCAUGAAUGUGGUGCCCGUGGACAAUAACCACGACACUCUUGGAGUGAUCUAUGAGCGUGGUUUCAUUGGCACCUACCAGGACUGGUGCGAGGCAUUCUCAACAUACCCGAGAACGUAUGAUCUCAUCCAUGCCGGUGGCUUGUUCAGUAUCUAUCAGGACAGGUGUGACGUUACAUACAUCCUGCUGGAGAUGGACCGGAUCUUGAGGCCUGAAGGAACUGUUAUAUUCCGGGACACGGUCGAAGUCCUUGUAAAGAUCAAGAGUAUAACAGAUGGAAUGAGAUGGACGAGCCAGAUCAUGGACCACGAAAGCGGACCGUUCAAUCCCGAGAAGAUUCUUGUCGCUGUGAAAUCUUACUGGACCGGCAAACCGUCGCAGAAACAGCUCUAGUAGGCAUUGUUGUACUAUACAUAUGAUUUUUGGGUUGGAGUUAAUCGGGUUCUCCUUUUCCCCGCCUCUCCUCUAGAAUUCUUCUUGUGAUAACUUUUAGUUGGUAAAACAGCCAAUGCCUUCUGAUGGCACAAAAUCAGAUAGUUUUGUAUGCUAUGGGAGAAACUUUAAAUGAUAAGGUAUAUUUCAUUCGCGCCUUUA